AUGAUGAAAAGGAGUCAGAAGAUAAACUUUCAAAAAAAAAAGGAGGGUACAUUUAAUCCGAAUGCUAAAUCUGAGAAAAACAUGAAACCAGAGACUGCAAAACAUAAUUCAGUGAAAAAGAACAUAAACUUUAAUCCGAAUACUCAAAUAGAGAAAAACGACAACAUUUAUCCGAUUGCUGAAUUUGAGAAAAAUACGAAACAUGAGACAACAAACAACGUUUCAGAAAACACCAAAGAUAAAUCUGAAAGAAAUGUAAAACAAGAGUCAGCAGAAACUGUUUUGGAAAAGAAGAUUAAAUUUAAUUCGAACGCUAAAUCUGAGAGAAAUUUAAAACAGGAGUCAGAAAAUAAUAUUUUAGGAAAUUUGAAUCAAAAUGAACAAUCUAAGAAAAAUGAAUUAGCUGACAAUGUUUCAGAAAACAAUGAGAGUAAAUUUCAUCCAAAUGAUGAACCUGAGAAAAAUAAGAAACGGGAGUCAGCCGCUUAUGCUUCAGAAAUCACAGAGAGCAAAUUUGACCCGAUUGAUAAAUUUAAAAAAAAUGUGAAACAGGAGCCUUGUGAUAAUGUUUUAGAAAAAAAGGACAGUAAAUUUGACUCGAAUGCUGACUUAAAGAUACAUAACUCAGCCGCUUAUGUUUCAGAAAAUACAGAGAGUAAAUUUGAGCCGAUGGAAGAGUCUGAGAAUAAUGCGAGCCAGGAGUCAGAAGAUAAUUUUUCAGAAAUCAUGGAUAGUAAAUUAAACAUGAAUGCUGACUCAGCAAAAAAUGUCAAACAGGAGUCAAAAGAUGAUGUUUCAGAAAACACGGAGAGUAUGCAUAACCCGUAUGCUGAAUAUGAGAAAAAUGUAAAACUUGAGUCCGCAGAUAAAGUUUCUAAAGACAUGGAGAGAAAAUUUAACCCGAAUGCUGACUCAGAUCAACAUGUGAAACCGGAGUCAAAAGAUAAUGUUUCAGAAAACACAGAGAGUAAAUUUAAUCAGAAUACUAAAUCCGAAGAAAAUCAGAAACAAAAAUCUGCAGAUAAUGUUUCAGAAAACAAUGAGAGAAAUUUUAAUCCAAAUGCUGACUCAGAGAAAAAUGUAAAACAGGAGUCAAAAGAUAAUAUUUCAGAAAACGCGGAGAGUAUAAUUAAUUCGACUGCUGCACAUGAGAGUAAUUCUAAACUAGAGUCAGGAGAUAGUGUUUCUGUAAACACUAAAAGUAGAUUAAAUGAAAUUGCUGAAAUUGAAAAAAAAUGUGAAACAGGAGUCAGCCACUUAUGUUUCAGAGAAUACAGCGAGUAA
This is a messenger RNA of Physella acuta, 1284 nucleotides long. RefSeq lists its product as uncharacterized. The record is from RefSeq and is a predicted model, not a curated record. NCBI's taxonomy places the organism in Eukaryota, Metazoa, Mollusca, Gastropoda, Physidae.